Molecule: messenger RNA, 1368 nt
Organism: Corylus avellana
Lineage: Eukaryota; Viridiplantae; Streptophyta; Magnoliopsida; Fagales; Betulaceae
Source: RefSeq, a predicted model, not a curated record
GAAAAUCCUGGAUUUCUGUGUGUGUUGUGUGUGUAUCUCUCUCUCUCUCUCUCUCUCUCUCUCUGUGUAAUUGUGUGGGAUUGGAUUUUCCUUUUUGCUUCCUUGAAAAAGGGGGUUGGAAAGAAGAAAGGAGGAGGGAAAGCAAAGCUGCCCAAAAGAAGAAAAACAGAGAGGUGAAAGAAUGAGUACAACCUUACCUUUGAGGCUGUUGUUGCCUCUGACAACUACCACCACUUCUUUCUCUUUCUCUUGCUCUUCCUCUUCCUCGUCUUCUUCUUCUUCUUCUUCGCCAGACUUUCCUUGCAAAUCCCUGAAAGCCGUCCAUUCUGCAAGCCCCAAUUUCAGUCUCUACUCUCCCUCUUCCCCUUCAUCUUCAUCAUUUCCUCUUCCUCACCACAGAUGUAUCCGAAAACACAGGCGCUCUCUCUCCAGACCAACGUGGCUUUGUGGACAUGUGAGAAGAGAGCAAGACAUGGAUAAUUGGAAAUAUGAAGAGGAGAAUGUUGUUCGCAUGUUUGGUUCAGAUGAUGAGGUUGGCACUCAAAUUCCAACGCAAGCCCAAUCUAUUGUAGAAGGAUCAGGGACAGUUCUGAUAUCAGAGUUUAAACCUGUUCAAGACGUAGAUUAUCUACAGGAAUUAUUGGCUAUUCAACAGCAAGGACCAAGAGCUAUUGGCUUUUUUGGGACACGGAAUAUGGGUUUCAUGCAUCAAGAACUUAUUGAGAUUCUUAGCUAUGCUAUGGUUAUAACUAAAAAUCACAUUUUUACAUCAGGAGCAUCUGGAACUAAUGCAGCUGUUAUCAGAGGUGCUUUAAGAGCUGAGAAACCAGAGCUGCUUACAGUGAUUUUGCCUCAAAGUUUGAAAAAGCAAUCUCCUGAGAGCCAGGAGUUAUUGUCAAAAGUGAAGAAUGUUAUAGAAAAGCCUCACAAUGAUCAUCUACCUCUGCUAGAAGCCAGCAGGCUCUGCAAUAUGGAUAUCAUAUCACAUGUACAACAAGUCAUUUGCUUCGCAUUCCAUGAUAGUAGGUUGCUUAUGGAAACUUGUCAAGAGGCGAAAAAUAUGCGGAAGAUUGUGACUCUCUUCUACUUGGACUAGAGCAAAUGGUUCAUUUGUCUAUACAUUGUUUGCGAAAGAGAAGUUUCGUCUUUUUGUUUUGUAAACUAGGAGAUGGAAUGAGACACAUCAUUGUUUUUCUUUGUAGAUUAUAACACUGAGAAAGGGGGGCCAAUUUUCCCUGUUUUCUUUUGAAGGAAAGAGGUUAUUUGUUAUUGGUUUUCUUAUAAAUAGGAAACAAAUUAUUACUAAUGUACCAAAUCCAAAUGAAUGUUCAUGCAUGUUGAAUACAUGCAAUACAUUUAAUUUGUUCA